Arachis ipaensis is the source of this 1071-nucleotide messenger RNA. Lineage: Eukaryota; Viridiplantae; Streptophyta; Magnoliopsida; Fabales; Fabaceae. The record is from RefSeq and is a predicted model, not a curated record.
AUGGGUUUGCUUCGAGGCAUGUGUUGUUUCUCUAAGUCAAAUAUCUCAAUAGAAACAAAACCUUCUAAUCCAACCCUCACCUCAACAAAACAACUCUUUUCAAAUCAAAGACUUGUCUCAACAAAACAACCAUCAUCCAUAAUAAAAGAACUUUGCCACCACUUUUCACUUGCUGAGUUACAAUCAUCAACAAAUAACUUCAACCAUUCUUCCAUAAUCGGAGAAGGCGGAUUUGGCGUUGUUUACAAAGGUCAUUUGAAGCAAAAUUCCGCCGCAGUCGCCGUCAAGCGAUGCAAAAAAGAAUCAAUCUUCGGUUUCUCAGAGUUUAAGAACGAGGUUGUCUUGCUCUCACAGCUACACCACCCUAAUCUCAUGUCAUUAGUUGGAUUUUGUGUCGAAAGAAACGAGUUAGUUCUUGUUUAUGAAUACAUGUCUAAUGGUUCCCUUUUUGAUCAUAUUCAUCCUAAUAAAAUUAUAAGGGAUCCACUCCCAUGGAAACUUAGGCUUAAGAUUUGCAUUGGAGUAGCGCGUGGACUACACUAUCUUCACACAGGACUCAAGUAUGCAAUCAUACACCGUCACAUUAAAUCGCGCAACAUUGUUUUAGAUCAUAACUGGGAACCGAAAAUUUCGGGGUUGUUCUUGUCCAAAAGAGGUCCAUAUAGCAUGUCAAAAUCAUUGAUUAGAGUUAAUUCGAGAGUAAUGUCAACAUGUGGAUAUAGUGAUCCAGAAUAUGCAGCAACCGGUGAUUUAACUGAAAAAUCGGAUGUGUAUUCAUUUGGUAUAGUUCUAUUAGAAGUUUUUAGUGCUAAGUCAGCAAUGGAUCUUAUUAAGGAACAUUUGAAACAUAAGUAUUUGGUGAAGUCAUAUGCAGAGGAAAUUGUUGAUCCGUUUCUGAAGUCAAAGAUUGAUCCAAGUUGUUGGAAUUUGUUUGUUGACAUUGCUCAUCGAUGUUUGGUUGUUGAUGGAAGAGAGAGGCCAGAUAUGGGUGAAGUGGAAGUGGAGCUUGAACAUGCAUUGCAAUUGCAAGAGGAAGCUGACUCCAAAUAUGAGCCGAAUGCCAAUUCCUAA